UUUUCCGGUGAAGGGGAUUGUGGGAUAGGCAAGCAAUUUCGUUUAAGUUCUUGAAGGGGCAGACAUUUUGACAGACAACAGACACAAUGCAGAGAGGGUACGAGCGAUCAGACAGGCGAAGGGGUGGUGGAUUUGGCGGAAAUGAUGGUUUCGGCGGACAUGAUAGUUAUGGCGGAGGAAGAGUUGGGGGAAGCAGUUAUGGCAGUGGACGAGAUGGAGGUUAUGGCGGAGGACGUGAUAAUUAUGGCGGAGGCCGUGAUGGCGGCCGAGGCAAUGAUGGUGGUUCAUAUCAUUCGAACUGGAACAACCCCGGUGGAAAAACAGACAUUUACGUUGACCAGUCAAUUGUCGGCAGAAUAAUCGGGAAAAGGGGUCAGAGAAUUCGUGAGCUGCAGGACCAAAGUGGAGCUUUGAUUAAAGUAUUCAGUGACCAGGCAGAAGGUGGAAGAGUUCGAAUCCAGUUGUCUGGAGAGAGUCAGCACAGACAAGCAGCAGAAGCAUUGAUCAGGGAACUGGAAGAGCCACAGGACAGGAGCGGUCCCCAACGUCAUCGCAACAAUGCUUGCUUCCAGUGCGGUGCAGAUGGCCAUUUCGCCCGUGAAUGCCCAAAUCCGCAGUAUUAAUCCAUAGUAACAUCUGCCUGGCACAGCCAAAGAAGAUGCACAGUAAAAGUUAUCACAUUGAACACCAUCCAAAUCAAACUUGCUGAGCAACCUGCAUUACUCGAGACCCUGUGUUGAAUUUUUACGCAUUUUAUUUGACAUGAGCAAUUGCUGCCACUCUGCUAAUUAUGCUAGGUUUGUAACAUCUGUCGAAGCUUUUUAACAAAGUGAUAUUCAUCACAAAUUCAUUUUGUAAUUGUUUUUCAUUUUUUUUAAAUGUAAUAAUUUUUUUUUGUCUCCAUUGAAAUAUGGAAUCUCUACUGUAUUCAUGCAAAUGUAAAUCCAUUCUCAAGAAUAAAAAAAUGUGAUUUUU
Haliotis rubra (blacklip abalone) is the source of this 975-nucleotide messenger RNA. RefSeq names its product keratin, type II cytoskeletal 1-like. NCBI's taxonomy places the organism in Eukaryota, Metazoa, Mollusca, Gastropoda, Lepetellida, Haliotidae. Bases 87 to 623 code for a protein of 178 amino acids. The transcript is spliced from 4 exons. Gene Ontology annotation, molecular function: RNA binding; zinc ion binding. The record is from RefSeq and is a predicted model, not a curated record.